Plectropomus leopardus (leopard coralgrouper) is the source of this 4648-nucleotide messenger RNA. RefSeq names its product frizzled class receptor 4 (gene fzd4). Gene Ontology annotation, biological process: retina vasculature morphogenesis in camera-type eye; canonical Wnt signaling pathway; non-canonical Wnt signaling pathway. The record is from RefSeq and is a predicted model, not a curated record. Gene Ontology annotation, cellular component: plasma membrane. NCBI's taxonomy places the organism in Eukaryota, Metazoa, Chordata, Actinopteri, Perciformes, Serranidae. Gene Ontology annotation, molecular function: Wnt-protein binding; Wnt receptor activity.
GUGUCGGCGCUGCGCUGCGCUGCAAUACACGGAGUUUAUAACGGGAAACAACGCAAGAAGGAUUUAUCUAAAUGCAUUUUUUUAAAUCAGCAGAUGCGCAGGUUAUUGUAGUCGGAAACACGCUCAAAUCCUGCAAUGAUUCACAGCUGCGUUAUGGAUAUUUUAAUGCCUCGUUGGAUACUAUAAGCCUCCAAAAACGCACGGACUACACGCGCUCCACUGCUGCUGGACUAUAAACACGCGCUGCUGUUUCCAGGGCGACCCAACCUAACUUAGUGUUAGAGGAGGAUAUAAACUGUGCCAGCAAUUCCGGAGGGCAGCCGCUCAGUGCUCGCGGUGACCAUGCCCGGGAUGGCGGUGUCUAUCACCGGGGCAGCCCUGCUCCUCUUAUCCGGGCUGGUGGCUCCGCUCUGCGUGGUGCACGCUUUCGGCGAUGAGUUGGAGGAAAUGACUUGCGACCCGAUCCGGAUCAGCAUGUGCCAGGGUCUCGGCUACAACGUCACCAAGAUGCCCAAUCUGGUCGGCAACGUACUACAGUCUGACGCAGAGCUGCAGCUGACCACGUUCACGCCGCUCAUACAGUACGGCUGCUCUAGUCAACUCAAGUUCUUCCUGUGCUCAGUCUAUGUGCCAAUGUGCACAGAUAAGGUUCCCAUCCCCAUUGGCCCAUGUGGUAGCAUGUGUCUAUCUGUUAAGAGGAAAUGCCUCCCAGUGCUCCACGAGUUUGGCUUCAUAUGGCCUGAGGUGCUCAACUGCAGCCUCUUCCCGCCUCAAAACGACCAUAACCACAUGUGCAUGGAGGGGCCGGGGGACGAGGACCCACCCUACCAGCCUGUCCGCCAUCCUCCCCACCAAGAGGAGUGUCAGGCACUGGGAUCUGCACCUGACCAGUAUACCUGGUUAAAACAGACAGAAAGCUGCACUCUCCAGUGUGGCUAUGACAGUGGGCUCUACCGAAGAGGAGCCAAAGUCUUCACAGAUGCGUGGAUGGCGGUGUGGGCUGUGCUGUGCUUCCUGUCGACCACACUCACAGUCCUGACCUUUCUGUUGGAUUCACAGCGCUUCUCCUAUCCUGAAAGGCCCAUCAUCUUCCUAUCUAUGUGCUGCAAUCUGUACAGUGUCGCCUACCUGGUACGGUUGACUCUGGGCAGGGAGCGCGUUUCUUGUGACCUGGACGCCACUGCAGUACCAAUUUUAGUACAAGAAGGGUUAAAGAGCACUGGCUGUGCCAUAGUCUUCCUUCUGCUCUACUUCUUUGGCAUGGCCUCCUCACUCUGGUGGGUGAUCUUGACCCUCACUUGGUUCUUGGCUGCCGGACUAAAGUGGGGCCAUGAGGCUAUUGAAAUGCACAGCUCCUACUUUCACAUAGCAGCGUGGGCCAUCCCAGCCAUUAAAACCAUCGUCAUACUCAUAAUGCGACUGGUGGAUGCGGAUGACCUGACUGGACUCUGCUAUGUGGGAAAUCAGCAGCAGGAGGCACUCACAGGCUUUGUGGUGGCACCACUGGCCACAUACCUUCUAAUAGGCACUCUCUUCAUCUGUGCUGGCCUUGUGGCUCUCUUCAAGAUCCGCUCCAACCUGCAGAAGGACGGUGCCAAAACAGACAAGCUGGAGCGUUUAAUGGUGAAGAUUGGCGUGUUUUCUGUUCUCUACACUGUCCCAGCGUCCACCGUCAUUGGCUGUUACCUCUACCAGCUCUCUCACUGGGGGGAGUUCAGGGCUAGCACCCGAGACUCAUACGUGGCAUCAGAGAUGCUUCGAAUCUUCAUGUCACUGCUCGUAGGCAUCACAUCAGGCAUGUGGAUCUGGUCUGCAAAAACUCUCCACACAUGGCAGCGCUGCUCUGCGCGCCUGCUCAGGGACAGCAGGGCAAGCAGAGGAGGAAAGAGGGCGCCAGGUGAGGGUUGGAUCAAACCCGGGAAAGGCAACGAGACAGUAGUGUGAGAAAGAAAUGAGAGGGUGGACUUUUACCUUUUUCUCUGUCACUUCUGAAACUCACUCUGCCAAAGAUGGACAGAGAAAAGAGGUGAGAGGGAGAAGCAGGAGUUUCUCAAGGAAGCCACUGGAUGUAAUGGUAUCACAAAAAGCUCACUGAGAGUCUACAAGCAUGCCUCACUCCCUCUAACUGCCUCUUACAUGGAUCAAGGAGGAGAAAAUUGGAGGACUGGGUCAUACAUAAGUAGCAACAGUAGCCUCUCUACCUCUGUCAGACAGCCUUUGCCCAGAGAGAUAGAGAAAGUGAAAAAUGUGGGAGAAAGAGAGAUGGAAAGGGCAGAAGAGAAGCAUCAAUAUACAGACCAGACGAACAGAUAAGCUGUGUAGCACCACGUCUACCUCUCUGCCUCUCUUUUCUCCACAGCCCUCAGCAGGAGAGACUGAACCUGCUGGAGACAGUAGCCCUCACACCAUUGUGUCUUUUGAGGGUAUUUUGAAGUUUUGGAUUUUACACUGGAGAGUCCUUGUGCAGACAUCACACAGAUGUAGGUUUCCCAAAAGCAUCUCAGUUCCUGUAAGGUUUUUUUUUUAUCUCCAAACAGGAAAAUUAAAAUGAAAUACCAGACCAAAAACAUAUAAAAUCUAAUGAAAAAAUAUAAAACAUGGCCUUAAAUCUCUAAAGUGUUUACAUUCUAAUUACAUUAUUAUACACAUUUGUAAUGUUUUCUCUUUUGUACAAUAUGAAAGAGCAGGUUGUUUUUAUAACUCAGAAUGUUUUGGGAAACUAGCUCCAAGCUGUAACUGUGCACUAAAUUUCUAUACAAUAAGUAAAGUGGCUGUGCUCGUCACAAGUGCAUUAGCAGGGAUGGCAGUGAACAAAUCACGACACAGUAUAUUAAUAUGCAGAGAGCCUUUAACAGUUUGUUUCAUUUUCAUUGUGAAUGCUGCAAAAAAAAAACAAAAAAAAAACACACUUUUCUUACAAAUAUUGUGAAGGCAAGGGCAGACAGAGAAACAUAAUGAAAAACUAUUUUUUUAAAUCUGUCUUGUACAUUUAGGUAAAGUCUGUGGUAGAUUUACGCACACCGCAAUGAAUCCUGGGAGCACCCCAGCUGUGCCUUUUAUUGACUCAUAAAUGUUGCAGCAGUGAGGCGUCUGGGAAAUGUAGGCCUGUGUGUGUUACCUCAGUAAUCUACGGGAAGCUCGGCUAACUUCUAAUGAUGUGUGCAGUCUUUGUGGAUACCCUGUACUGUAUGUGCUCUUGAGUUACCAUGAAAUCCAGGAAAUUAAAUUAUUCCCUCUGCCCUCUUUUCAAAACAUCGGACCUGAGGCACGUCGAAGAAUUAGAGGUUAUUAGACAAUCACUUGCCAAAAGACACAUUAUGCAAUAACAAAGAGCUGUCGCAGAUGUACUAUACUAUAUGUAGGUAGGAAUCAGUUCCCACGAAACAUAUCCACCAGCAGUUCUGAUCACUAUCAGAGUAAUAACACCAAUAAUAAGAGACAGUAUCUGCCUAAUUAUGUCUCUUUCCAUCUGUUUGUAUGCGUCUCUUGACUUUCUCUAUCCCUGUGGUUUAAUGAGGUCACCACAGGAGCGCAACGCAUCUGUCCGUCUGUCUGAUGCUCUAAUUGGCCCACUGCCCGCCUGUUGCUUUUUAACCUUCUCUGCUGCAAUAUGGCUCAUUUCCCAGACAAUCAAAUUAUCAAAAGUUUAUUGUACUUUAUAUUUCAGAAUUUCAUGGAUGAUAGAAUUGAGAUUUUGCAUUUUCUCUUAUAAUAAGCAUCUUCCAACAUUUUAAUCUUACAAUUCCUCUUAAAAACUGCUUAUAGAAUGCACUAUAAGCUUUAAUUACAACAAGUUAUUCCUGGUCGCAAGGCUGCACUCACAAAAUCCUUCAAUUUCUGCUGUGUACUGUAUAUUUGCCUGACAAUCUAUCAAAGCUCUUGCGUUUCAGUAAGUCUUUGAUUGUUUAAUACUUAGCAGGUGUCACAUAACACCCUCUACAUUUAAGUAAAAUUUGAUUUGGGGCUAUUUUAAAGUAUAAGGGCUUAAAUAAAUUGGAGCUUUGGCCCCUGUGUGUCAGCUGAAACCAGAUAGUGCCUAAGCCAGCCUGUCACAUGUAUUUUUAACAUAGAAGGGGACAGAAAAUAACUUCAGUGUGCACUGCCUUUUUCCCAAAUUAUACUAAAUGUAACAGCACCCUUAUUGCAUUCAAAUACUUUUGGUGAUUCUGGUGAAACCUAGAACCCUGUAAAAACAGUGUUUCUCAUACUAGUGUACCUUGGCACACUUAUUAAAUUUCAAGAGUCGAGCAAACAUUACAUUGAGUUAAAGUGAAUUGAAUUAGCCUCUGACCAUCUCCCCUCUGAGCUAAUGCAGUUCCCUCUGAGACUGAAGUGUUUUGGCCGUCUAUGGUGGUAUGACCACACUGAGCUUCAGGUGACAUUUCCAAACAAUCACUGAAUAGUUGUGCCUUGAAACAUGCUGAGUGUGUGCCACAGCCCUAAUGAAGAUUGAGAACCACUGGUAGUACAGAUGUGUAAAUGCUUUUUGAAAAGCCCACAUAUGCAUUAAAUUUGGGGGUCGGUCUACCAACGCUGAUCGUAGCCUCUAAGAUCUAGACUGUUCCUUUGUAUAGAAAACUCAUUGUCAUGAUGAUGUCAUCAAUGUAUUGUAAAAAAAAAUGCUAAUUUAUCCUUGUAAAAAAAAGUG